Molecule: messenger RNA, 309 nt
Organism: Rangifer tarandus platyrhynchus (Svalbard reindeer)
Lineage: Eukaryota; Metazoa; Chordata; Mammalia; Artiodactyla; Cervidae
Source: the annotation of a GenBank genome assembly
AUGGCCCGGAACACGCUGUCCUCGCGCUUCCGUCGGGUGGACAUCGAUGAAUUUGAUGAGAACAAAUUCGUGGACGAGCAGGAGGAGGCGGCGGCGGCGGCGGGCGAGCCAGGCCCGGACCCUAGCGAGGUGGACGGGCUCCUGCGGCAAUAUCCUUCCCCCGCGCGGAGGCCCAGGCUCCCCCUGUGGCCCGGCCUUCCUACUUUCCUCUACCCUGGCUCUGGCCCCUCAGGCCGGCCUCUCCGCUCCUCUCACCCCCGGACCCCCCAGAAUCACCGGGCUUUCCCCAUUGGUGAAGUGGGGUCAUGA